AUGGGACCCCGCCCGGAGCUACCUCGACCCCGCCGCACGAGGACCGCACCGCCGGAGCCCCUCACCGUCUUCCCCGAAUCGCCGUCGCCCCGUCGUUCUCUUCUCCACUCCGUCGUCGCCGUCGUCCACGACCUCCUCCCCGCGCCCCACUGCCACUCCCCUACAUCGGGGGUGAGAGCCCGUGCCCCGACUCCUCCUCUCCUCCUCUGUCGCACGUGCACCACCGCGUCGGCCACGCCGACGCCCCCUUGCCGCUCCUGGCCUUGCCCCGUCGCGGCUGCGGUGCUACCGCCACCACCACUCCGGCCUCCUACCCGCGUCCCGCUCCGGCCGACGCCCCAUGGCCCCGUGCCUCGGCGCGCCUCGUCUCCGCCCUCUCCUCCUCCCGUGGCUGCGCCACUGCGCCGCCCGCGCGCCAAUGGGCGCACCGGCGCCACCCCUCGCCUCCGCCCGCCUUGUCCCCGGCUGGCCGCGCUGGCGUGCCCCGCCGUCGGUGCCCUGGCGGCCUCGUCCCGCCCUGCGGGUGAGUGCUCGCUCCGCCCCCCGAUCCCAUUGCCCCAUCGCCGCCUCGACGUCGCCGCCACCCCCCUCGCGGAGCCGGCCCCUCCCGUCGCCCCACCGGCGCCCUGCCGCCCGUCCACGACCACGCUGUCACGGGACCCCGCCCGGAGCUACCUCGACCCCGCCGCACGAGGACCGCACCGCCGGAGCCCCUCACCGUCUUCCCCGAAUCGCCGUCGCCCCGUCGUCCUCUUCUCCACUCCGUCGUCGCCGUCGUCCACGACCUCCUCCCCGCGCCCCACUGCCACUCCCUACAUCGGGGGUGAGAGCCCGUGCCCCGACUCCUCCUCUCCUCCUCUGUCACACGUGCACCACCGCGUCGGCCACGCCGACGCCCCCGUGCCGCUCCUGGCCUUGCCCCAUCGCGGCUGCGGCGCUACCGCCACCACCACUCCAGCCUCCUACCCGCGUCCCGCUCCGGCCGGCGCCCCAUGGCCCCGUGCCUCGGCGCGCCUCGUGUCUCUGCCCUCUCCUCCUCCCGUGGCCGCGCCACCACGCCGCCCGCGCGCCAAUGGCCGCACCGGCGCCACCCCUCGCCUCCGCCCGCCAUGUCCCCGGCUGGCCGCGCCGGCGUGCCCCGCCGUCGGUGCCCUGGCGGCCUCGUCCCGCCCUGCGGGCGAGUGCUCGCUCCGGUGCGCCCGCACCCGCUGGGCCGAACCCGCAUAG
Messenger RNA from Aegilops tauschii subsp. strangulata, 1227 nucleotides. The record is from RefSeq and is a predicted model, not a curated record. Lineage: Eukaryota; Viridiplantae; Streptophyta; Magnoliopsida; Poales; Poaceae.